Messenger RNA from Capsicum annuum, 2851 nucleotides. Its product is annotated as GBF-interacting protein 1-like. NCBI's taxonomy places the organism in Eukaryota, Viridiplantae, Streptophyta, Magnoliopsida, Solanales, Solanaceae. The coding region runs from base 155 to 2464 and encodes 769 amino acids. The record is from RefSeq and is a predicted model, not a curated record. The transcript has 8 exons.
UACAGUUAUAUAUGAAAAAUGAUUUUACCUAUAUAAUUACUGAAGAAAAUCAUAUUAUUUUUUUUCCUAAUAACCAAAUAUCGCAUUAAUUAUUUUUUUUCUGCUAAUGAUUUGAAUGUGCAUGGUAAUGUAAUUGUUUAAUAUUGUUAACAAGAUGAGCAACGUUAGAAAAACGAUCAAUGAUAUAAAGGAGAUCAUAGGGGGAAAGCAUACAGAUGAAGAUAUAUAUGCAAUGUUGAAAGAAUGUCAUAUGGAUCCAAAUGAAACUGCUCAAAAGCUUUUAUAUCUUGAUACUUUUCAUGAGGUCAAAAGGAAACGAGACAGGAAGAAAGCAAAAGCCGGCAGCCAAACUUCUGAGGAUUUCAGGUGGAUGUCAGGCAUGCAGCGGAGAGGGGCUAGGGAUGAUGGUCGUGAGAAAAUUUCUGCAAAUUACAUCACUAAUGGUGACAGUGGCAGAAGAUACAUUAAGAAAGAAAAUGGAGUCAAUAGUUUGAAGGAUAGAAGUUCUAAGACCUCCAUGCCAGCUGCACGUAAAACAGCAGAUGCUAAUAUACAUCCUAGUAAGAAAUCGGCUGUUGAGGUUGCUGCCGAUGAUCCUAGUAAUGUCGCUGGAGUUACUUCAUUUGUUAAUGUAAAUAAGUUGGCAAAAGUUUCAACUCUACCUCCUAGUUCGAUAAAUCAUCAUCAAAACUUGGAUCCUGGCCCUACUCCUACGCCCACACCCACCUUUGCACCCCGAACCAGAUUUAAAGAUAAAAUUUUCAUACCAAAACCUAAUGAGCUUGUGACAAGAACAGCUUCAACAUCAGUUUCUGGUGUCUAUUCUUCUGCAUCGGAUCCUGUAUUAGUGCCAGCUUUGAAUCCACGAAAUCCAGGAACAGUUGGUACUAUAAAACGUGAGAUAGGUAGCCAGCGCACUGCUGCAGACUCCACUGUAUCUCCUGCGAAUGAGGGGAGUUUGGAUUCUUGUCAAGGUGCUCCCCAAAAUACUCAUGCAGUCAUUAGAACUGUCGAUUACAAAAACACGACAGGGCCAAAAGAAUCCCGGGGAGUUUCAGUCACUGCUAUACAACCAGUAGCAACUAAUCAUGAAAGUCAGCAUUCCAAACAAGUUAACAGUCAUUCAGGAGUAUUGCCAUCUCAGGCAGCAGCCGUUGUAAAGGGAGCUCAUUUACCAUCAAUUUCUAAACUAAAUUCUUCCGAGGAACAAGUAGUCCCACAGCUUGACGUGAAGUUAGGGAAGUUAAAUAUCUCUACCAAUCGUCAGGCUGUUAUUUUUCCGGAUCAUCUUCAAGUACCCGACUCUUUUAGGAGUGGAUUGACUUUCGGUAGUUUGGAUCCUCAAUCGGAUCCAAGCAUAAGCUGUGGCAAAGACUCGAUGCCUGUGGAGACUGUUCCAGCUAAUGAUAGUACUUCCAUGGAACCUGGGAGCUAUGAAGAUGCAUCUUCGGAAACUCAGGGAGGUGAUUAUCCGGGCGAUCUGCCAUCACACCAACAUGAAUCCGAAAACGUAUCAUCUUUUGAAGUAUCUGGUGCUUCUCCUGUGUAUGAUCCGUCAGAGCCGGAGAAAUUUCCACCGUCUACAGGUUCACAAUUGCCACUUCUCCAGACUCCUGAUUAUAGCUUGGGUUUUGUACCACCCAUGCAAGGGCCCCAACUUGUUUUCGAGGGACAAGAACAGCAGGGUGGAAAUUCUCAACCUUCUUCAACAUUGGGCUCUAAUCAACCUGUGGCUCAACCGAUAGGCCUUGGACAGAGUUCUGUCGGUGUUCCUCCACAUUUGUUUCCUUUAGUCCGCCAACCAUUCCCUCCUAAUUAUAUGCCGUAUAACCCUUACAUUCCCCACCUUUACAUGCCGCAGAGUGCCCACCAGUUUUUGGGCCCGAGUGGAUACCCUCAGCAACCUUCUGCUCCCAACUAUUAUAUGUCACCAUCAGUUACUGCUGCUGGUGCAAAAUUACCUCUUCCAUCCCUGUACAAACCAGCAGCUAUUGCCGGAAACUUGAACCACUACGGCAUACCUCCUGGCUACAGUUCAUAUGGCUCGUCAACUGUCUCAUACAAUGGAACUCCAGGUCUAGUUUGUUCUGCUAGCAAUGAAAAUUUCACUACACCUGAGCUGAAAGAAAAGAAUGUCUACUCCAUGCAAAACCAGCAUGAAGAUUACCAUUACAGAAACUGUGCACCUGGACGCGAUCAAUCAAUGCUUCAGACCAAUUAUUUCUACAACAUCCCUCAGGACCAGUACGCCGCUGCUGCACCAGGACAUUCUGCCAAUAGCUCAUUUCCUGGAAUUAAUCCAUCUCAGGCAAUAGUUGCACAAUCUAAUGUUCAACCCCUAGCCCAGCAACCUCAAACUGUUGCCAGAUCAGGUGAUUCGGGCCUUCCUACAUCUGGUGCUUUUAAACAACCUCAAGCUAAUAUUCAUUGGAACAACAAAUUGCUGAAUAGAGAAAACGUCUAAGAACAAUAGUAUAGACGUCACUGAUAAAUCAAAGCUGUUCCCUUAAGUGUAUAUAAGAUAUGCUAGAAACUAGGCACUUCCAGUGAGAACACGUUGGAACGCUGACUUCUCAGCGUUUGUUCUAAGUUAAAAGUUUCUUGCUUUUGAUUAGCUUUCCUCAACUUCAUGAUCUUUUCUAGGCUGGAGAAGUUUUUGAUGUUUGAGUGGAGCAGGUGAAGAUAUCAAUUGUUUCCAUUGCCCUUUCUAGCUUGUAUAUAUCUUCUUAUAGCAAAAAGAUACUAUUAAAUCUUCAAGGGCUUGACAUUUGCCCCUUGGUCACCAUAAAGAUAACACAUGAGCUAUUGCCCCUUCUCUCCUCUCCAAGUUAAUCAUGGUUGUAUUUGUUUU